Messenger RNA from Nerophis ophidion (straightnose pipefish), 7072 nucleotides. RefSeq names its product RAD54 like 2 (gene rad54l2). The record is from RefSeq and is a predicted model, not a curated record. Lineage: Eukaryota; Metazoa; Chordata; Actinopteri; Syngnathiformes; Syngnathidae. The transcript has 22 exons. Bases 220 to 4635 code for a protein of 1471 amino acids. Gene Ontology annotation, cellular component: nucleus. Gene Ontology annotation, molecular function: ATP binding; ATP-dependent chromatin remodeler activity; ATP hydrolysis activity.
UUUGCAUACAACAAUCGGAGGAAGGUAUUUACUGUAACACUGGAAACAUUUGGAACUCAGGAGACGAUUAUCUGUUUUAUAUUCAUAGUCGCCGUAAUUAUCGACUACUUGGCCUUUGUGUGUGUUCACAUCGGUGCUUUGAACGGUGGGACGCAUACGAACACACGGACACCUGAUGAAGGUGUCCAGGUAAUACUUCAAAAAGCCCCGUAAGACGCCAUGUCUGAAGAGGCCUUUUCAGAGAGUGACCUGGAGCCAAGCCUCAACAGCGAUGAGGAAAACGAUGAAGAGGAGGACAAUAAAGACACGGAGGAGGAUGAGGAUGAAAACUGUGGCGAUAAUGAGGAUGAUGACCAACCCGGCAGCGCUCAGAGCUGGCAUGAAAAAGCUCAAGAAAGCCGCGACUCCACUUCAUCGACCUCUGGAGAGCCUUCCUCUGAGCCCUCGUCGGGCCCCGCAUCCCAGCCGUCCUCUAGAGCUCCCUCGAGACCAGCCUCCCGGUCGCAGCUUCCAGCCAGCCCCGCCAAAUCCAGCCAGAGCAAACCACCUUCCAGGAAGUCGAAGAAGCACAAAGUUUCCAAAUCAACCAAAUCCUCCAAGCCUCCAAAACACUCCAAACCUUCCAUGCCUAUAAACAUGAGGAAAAAUAUCAGGAAGGUGCUGAAAGAUGACCAGCUGGAGGCUGGAACCAAAGCUGCUCAACAAGAGGAGAUGGAGAGGCGCAAGCGACUGGAGCAGCAGAGAAAAGACUUCCCGACGCCAGCGCCAACUUUACCAGAUUCCCAAUUAGUAGACCCUGCUUCCAUUUUAGAAGCGGUGUCCCACCUGGUCCCCAACCUCCUCGGCAAGGACGAUGUGAUCUGCCUGGACAGCAGCGGCGAUGAAGAUGAAAACAUAGAAUCUAAUCUACCAGAGUUAGAUGCUAUCCAAGAUGAUGUGAUUGAGCUCAGCUCUGGGGACGAGAAUGCCCUGCAGAUAAGCAGCGAGUCGGGGGAUGAGGAUGAAGGUAGCACUGGCGGCACAGAGGAGAGCAGCGGAGCACACAUCAACGAUGCUCUGAACUUGCCUGAUGCCCAGGGCCGCGUGCUAGUAAAUAUCAACCACCCUGCAGAGGAGAAGGACAUUUAUCUUGCUCCCCAGCUGGCCAGGGCCGUCAAACCUCACCAGGUUGGUGGGAUCCGGUUUCUGUACGACAACUUGAUCGAGUCCCUUGAGCGCUACAAGAGCAGUAGUGGUUUCGGUUGCAUCCUCGCUCACAGCAUGGGACUCGGCAAGACGCUGCAGGUCAUUUCCUUCAUUGACAUCCUGCUGAGGAAUACUGAAGCUCACACUGUCCUGGCAAUUGUUCCUGUGAACACACUUCAGAACUGGCUAGCAGAGUUCAACUUGUGGCUCCCACCACAAGAGGCACUUUCCCCAGACACCGACCCGACAUUGCUAAUGGGACGUACAUUCAAAGUUCAGAUCCUGAAUGACGAGCAUAAAACCACAAUGGCCCGGGCAAAGGUGGUGGAGGACUGGAGCCAAAAUGGAGGCGUGUUGCUGAUGGGGUAUGAGAUGUACCGCCUCCUGUCCAUGAAGAAGAGUUUUGUUACGGGCAAGAAGAGAAAAUCAAAGAAGCCUCUGGGGCCUGUAAUCAUUGACCUGGACGAGGAAGACAGGCAGCAAGAACUGAUGAAAGGUAUCGAAAAAUCCAUUGUACGACCUGGUCCAGACGUGGUGAUCUGUGACGAGGGUCACCGCAUCAAGAACUAUAACGCCAGCACAUCACAGGCUCUAAAGAACAUCCGCUCUAGGCGUAGAGUGGUACUGACAGGUUACCCUUUGCAGAACAACCUCACUGAAUACUGGUGCAUGGUGGAUUUCGUCAGGCCGGACUUUUUAGGCACGCGCCAGGAGUUCAGCAACAUGUUUGAGCGGCCCAUUCUGAACGGACAGUGUAUGGACAGCACACCCCUAGAUGUCCGCCUGAUGCGUUACCGUAGCCAUGUGCUGCACAGUCUGCUGGAAGGCUUUGUCCAGAGACGUGGCCAUGAUGUUCUGCAAGAUCAGCUUCCUGCCAAGACAGAGCGUGUGAUAAUGGUGCGGCUUUCCCCAAUACAGAAAGCGCUUUACACCGAGUUUAUGAAUCGCUUCAGAGAGGCAGGAAACAAUGGUUGGCUUGGGCUCAACCCUCUGAAGGCUUUCUGCGUAUGUUGCAAGAUCUGGAAUCAUCCAGAUGUACUUCACGAGGCUUUACAGAAAGAGAACCAGGCCAACGAGCAGGACCUGGACCUGGACGACAUCACUUCGGCGACUAACACUCGCUGCCUUAAAGGCAAAGGGUCAGACUCUGGCAACAGCAAAAAUAAUAACAUUCCGCCCCUGCUCAACCCUUCCCAAGAUCGAAGCAAUCAAGUCGUCACGUAUGAAUGGGCAAAGGAAAUCAUGUCAAACUACCAGGUAGGAGUUCUUGAGAACUCUGCCAAAAUGGUGCUGCUGUUUCAUUUGGUAGACGAAAGCGUCAGAAGAGGAGACAAAAUGUUGGUCUUCAGUCAAAGCUUGUCCACACUGACAGUCAUUGAGGACUUCUUAUCAAAGAGACCCAUUCCAUCAGACAGCGCCGCCGCUGACUCUCAGAACCCCAGCUGGGUUCGCAACCUCAAUUACUAUCGACUGGAUGGGAGUACAUCUGCGUCAGAAAGAGAGCGGCUAAUCAAUCAGUUCAAUGACCGAGAGAACAGCAAAGCAUUGCUCUUCCUGCUUUCUACCAGAGCGGGCUGCUUGGGAGUGAAUCUUAUCGGAGCCAAUCGCGUUGUUGUGUUUGAUGCCUCCUGGAACCCGUGUCACGACGCCCAGGCGGUGUGCAGGGUGUAUCGCUAUGGUCAGAAAAAACCUUGCUACAUUUACCGCCUGGUUUGUGACUUCACCCUAGAGAAGAAGAUCUAUGAUCGACAGGUCUCCAAACAGAGCAUGUCUGACCGCGUGGUGGAUGACCUCAACCCGGCACUGAACUUCACUCGUAAGGAAGUGGAGUCACUGUUGCACUUCGUGGAGGAGGAACCUCAGUCAAACAAGAUCGACCUAAGGGCUUUGGCAGACUUUGAGGGAGCUAUAUAUGGAGUGUGUCAGCUUUAUCCACAUCUCAUCACCAAGCACCCGUUUCACCACGAGUCCCUUUUAGUGGACCGGAAGGAGACCAAACUGACCAAAGCGGAGAAGCGAGCAGCCAAAAAGAGCUACGAAGACGAGAAACGAGCCUCUGUGCCGUACUCGCGUCCCUCGUAUGCCACUUACUAUCCAACCAGCAACCACACGCUUGCUAACAUAGCGGCGUUCAACCAACGCGGCUGGCGGCCUAUGAUUCGGCCCGACGAAAAGCCAGUGGCGAGUGUCAGGCCCAUCCAGUCAACACCGAUCCCAAUGAUGCCUCGCCAGGUGGUCAUGGGCGUGGCCGGAUCCAGCUCUCCCGGCAGCUUACCUGUCAAUUUUUUGCAGAAGGCCGGAGUGCACGUCCAGAGGAUUGUCACUUCUACUGACAUCGUAAUCCCAGGAGCUAACAGCACAACAGACGUACAAGCUCGAAUCAGCGCGGGCGAGAGCAUCCACGUAAUAAGAGGUUCUAAAGGUACCUACAUAAGGACCAACGACGGCAGGAUUUUUGCUAUUAGAUCGGGAAAAAUCAGUAGACCGACAAUCAGGAGCGCUGCUGUUUCAAGAGACCUCCAGCAUCCGCUCAGUAAUGGCUGUGCGUCGCCUGUGGAGCAGCAGCAGCAUUCGCCCGACGUGGAUCCGCAGUCGUCCUCCCCGUUAAGCUCUGAGAUUCUCCACGAGUUCAGCCGCUACAGCGCUUCGGCAAGUGAUGACGCCGCCGCGGGGAACAGCAUAUUGUCCCAAUCGGCGGUGUCCUCCGCGCGGGCGAGGGAUGGAGGCAGUCGGAUUCCACUCGACAUUGACAUCUUCAGCUCCGCUUUGGAGACGCAAGCCGUGAAACGCAAACACGCUAACAGUCAAGGCGGCGCGCAAGCGGGCAGCAAGCGGACUUCGGCCGCAUCGCAUUACCCAGGACUCUCACUGAGUUCCAGCGGGCUGGGUUACCCGCCCGUGAAUCUCAACUCCUCCUCGCUGUUGGGCCACAUGACUCACCCUCUUCUGACGGGCGGGGGCAGCGGAUCCUCGUUCCUUCAAACGCCGCUGUCCGACCUACAGACCAUGUUCCCUUCUGCACCCGGGAACGGACAACUUCCUCCUCCCUCCUCUUCGGCGCUGUCCACCAUCCUCUCCUCCUCUGCAUCCUCCGCCCCCAUGUCGCCGUCAGCAUCAUCCGCCACCACUUCCUCCUCCCUGCCGUCCGGCUCCAUGCCGUCAUACCUGAUGAACCCCAACGUGGCAGGUCUUCUGUCCUCUGGCUUCCCUCUCAACUACAGCCAGUCCUUGCUCCCCGAGUCCCGGAUGUUCCCGGCGCCGCUUCUCUCCAGCUCAGCGGGGUUCCCGGCACCAAAUCCGUCUUCUGACGCGUCCGGCUACUUGUCCCAUUUUAACAACCCCACCUCCAGCCUGUUGGGGGCGGCGCUGACCCAAGCCGACAGACGUCAAGGCACGGGCAACGGCGGCGAGAGUUCUGAUGAUGAUGUCAUCGAGGUAACUGGACACUAAAGGCUCACGUAGGCACCGCCACUCACACACAUUCAUCAAUUCUUGUUAGAAAUGGGACAUGAUUCGAUGAAUAUUCAUGACAAUAAUGGUAAAAUGACCCUAACAUGCUCAUUAGGUUCAUUUUUGUCUUGUUAUUGUGCCACCAUGUUGCUUUUUUUUAUACACCAGCUCGCCUCACAUUGCAACAUUUUAUUACACAUUCUCAAGAAAGGAAAGUUGGGUAUUCUUUAGAGUAGUCCUUGUACAGCAUGUGAGUACAUGUCACGUGUGUUUGGACUAACUGCCAUCUGCUUCACAAGGUAAAUGUUGGAAUGUUUCACUCUGUGACCGCAACUCAGCAGCACUCACGCACCUCCGUUUUUGACUGUACCUAAAAACAGACAUUUCUGUAUAUGCAUUGCCAGAGAUUGUCCCCCCCCUCCCCCCAACUUUUCAAGCUGUACAUUGACUACUCUAAAGUAUGUUUAUUUAGAAUUGUCUUUUGGGAAGAUAUGUUGUAAUAAAACCGGUUGCUGAAAUUUGAGGUGUGUGAGCUACAGUAAAUACCUCCUUUUUUUCUUAUAAAUACACAAUUUACAUUGAGCGUUGUCUUUUUUUAUAUUGAAUAUUUGUAACAACUUCUCCUGUCUCACAUCAUUCCAGCAACUUGUAAUUAGAGGAACAUGACUUGAAAACAUGUUCCUUGUUUUAUAAUUAGAAUUACUUUCAAAUAUUAAAAUGACACUGUUGUUUCUUUGUGUCGUAAAAAAAAAAAGUUUUUAAGUCAUUCUAAAGUACUUAGUAUUUUAUCAGCCGCCAGCACAAACACACGCCUUGUCUAAAUGUCUUUAAAUGUUAGUGCUCUCCAAAAAAACUGACAUUUGUGCAAUUAUAUACAAAGAGGUUCAUUAGGUCUUCAAAAAUGGUCAACCGCUGAGAAAGGCAAAAGUUGUAGCUGAAACCGUCAGGUACAGAAAUAAACGCACAUGUCUGGCUAUAAUAACAAAUUGCUUGUGCAAAUAGUCCUGGGUUCAAUCCCGGGCUCGGGAUUUUUCUGUGUGGCGUUUGCAUGUUCUCCCCGUGACUGUGUGUGUUCUCUCUGGGUACUUUGGCUUCCUCCCACUUCCAAAGACAUGCACCUGGGGAUAGGUUGAUUGGCAACAUUAAACUGGCCCUAGUGUGUGAAUGUGAGUGUGAAUGUUGUCUAUCUGUGUUGGUCCUGCGAUGAAUUGUAGACUUGUCCAGGGCUUACCCCACCUUCCGCCCGAAUGCAGCUGAAAUAGGCUCCAGCACCCCCCGCGACCACAAAAAGGGAUACGCGGUAGAAAAUGGAUGCAUUUUUUAUUUUUUUUUAACUAUUCACACCUUUAUUUAUACUGAAAUAUUUAUCAAAUGUUUUUGUGACAUAACAGGUCAGACUUAAAACAGUACAAUUUGUUAUGGCACAAAUGAACAACUGUUGUAUUUUAAUAUUUUGCCAUUUUGACACAGUACCUGGCAGACGAGAUAAUCAUAUUGUACUUUCAAGACAGAAUUAAAAAAACAACAUUUAAGUAAAUAUUCUGAGGCCGUCCCUGCUUUUCACUUUCACUUCUUCUGUAUAGCGACUAAAUAAAACCCUCACGUUAGAUUUUCUGUGAGAAACCUUGGGAAAAAAACUACUUAAGGAGCAUUUCUGUGUGUAGCAUCGCACACUGCAAGGCGUGUAAAUAUUGCAGUGUGUAGACAGCUGUCUCAUUUCAGCAUUUAUGGAGAUAAAUGUUUCUUUUUUGUGGGUUGGGAUACUUUAAAUGUAUUUUUUUUGUAUAAUUUCUUACAGAUGCAAUGAAUGUACUAUGCGUUCUGUCAUAUUUAGCCUUAAACUACACGAUGAGGUCUUGUUUUUAUUGUCAACUAAUGGACACAUUUCACAACAGAGCUGACUUUUCCAUCACAACACUCCAGCAGGAACUGCAGGCGUGUGUGCGUGUGUGCGUGUGUGCGUGUGUGCGUGUGUGUGCGUGUGUGUGUGUGUGUGUGUGUGUGUGUUUGUGUGUGUGUGUGUGUGUGUUAGAUGCAGGGAUGUGUUCGUAGACUUUAGACAAAAAACAACAACAAACAGGAUUGCCUGAGUUAAUAACUUUGUAGAUUUUGUACAGGCUGACUCAACACUUUUGUUUUGGAAUCUUGGAGUCGAAUUGUCACUUGGACAUCAUAAUGCUUUAUAAAAACCGUUAUUCCUUAUCCAAGAAGUUAUUUUUAUGCGGUGUGUAUUUUUUUUUUUCUGUGUUAUGUAUAAUUUUUUUUAUGUCAAUGGUAGUUUUCUUCCUUUUAGUGUCUGAAAUGUAUUUAUUUAUGCAUUUUUAUUGUGUUAUUUUAUGUUCUCUAGUAUUCAUGUUAGGACAUCCCACCUAAAUACAAGCGGAAUAUGACUGUGUUGUCAAUGUUAUUUUCAAAAUAAAACACCUCUUCUAUUGCA